CCUGAGUUUAUCUUUCAAUUGGAGCAAAACUGACAGGGCAGCUGUGCACUUGUGGCUGGAAAGUUUCAGAGGACACUUGCUGAGUGCCGCUGCAGCAGUCAUGUCUGCUGGCUUCAUGAUUUCAAGAAUAUUGACGCUUUGCCUAAUACAGGAAGUGACUCAUGCCUCUGCUGUCCCAGGAGCCAAUACUGGGUACAAAGUACGGCAAGAUGGAGGACAGAAACAGGACGUACUGGGUUACCACCACCCUCUGCAUUAUGUUCGCUCUCUGAGACAGCCGAAGAAUAAUCUGAUCAACAUGAGACAAACGCCUCAAAGGAGUGGCGUAAGGGAUUCGACCCCUGGCCAGACGUUUAGGCAAACUCCACGUCAUCUUUGGCCACAGAACCUUCCAGUCCAACCUGCACCACCUAGAAACUACACUUUGGUUCAACCCCGAGGCUUCAGGGUCAGCUUGGAUCUCCCUUUUUAUAAACUCGAUGAAAUGAAAGAAACCGACUCUCCCACCAAAGUCUUUCUGCAGAAUGACCCCAGACUCCAAACUCACCCAAACGUUCAACGUGGCCUCAGCGUUUCUGAGUUUCUAAGCCCUGAGAGAGAUUCCAAAAAGGAUCCAAAACUUGGCAGGAGCAUCCAUGGUGUUCCCACUUCAAACUUCUGGGUCAACCUUACCAUCCCCCUUUCCGCUGCAUCUUUAAAGCCAAUAAAAGCCAUUGGCAAGCUCGUUGAAAACCAAAACCCAGGAAAUAUCUUUCAGACCAGUUAUGGCGAUCUAGGGAAAAGGUUGAGUUCCAUAUAUACUGAACUGAAAUCCCCCACCAUCAGCCAGAAAGCACUUGAACAAACCAGAAAGCAACUGGGUUCAACAUGGUCUCGCUAUCCUGCUACUGGACCCAAGCAAACUCUACAGCAGCCAGAUGAGUCAACUUACACCCAACCUACUGAGGGCAAACUGACCUCUUCAACAUGGCAAUUAAUCCAGCACAAAAUUUCCCCACAAAGAAACCAUGAUAAUCCCACAGCCAGGCAGAGUUUGGCACCUGAAAAACCAAAUUCAUCCAGACCGCCGUCUUUGUCUUUUGUUAAGUAUCUUGAACGUUUGGGUCUCAAUAAAGCCCAAAAAAGCCCCGUGAGAGAAGACCUUGUUCAGCCUCAUUCAAAACAAAAGCUAAAUUUGUCUCCUCUGCAAGAUAACAAAGGAUCUCAAGACGACAAAUAUGUUGGUGCUGGUUCUCAAAGUGUUGGUCUGACCCAAAACAGUUACACCACUUCUGGUGCUGCUAAUGUCAAAGAUUUCACAAGUGAUCCAAAAGGUGCAAAGGAACAAGAUUCUGCUGUUCCCAGCCUACAACUAGGAUUUUCCUUCCCUGUUAAAACUUUGUCAAAUCUCCCUGAAGGUGGUGGGUACUUGACUAUCAAACCUCAAAAUGUUGAGUCUCUUUUGACUCGUUACACGGAGGCAAAAAAGCUUCAAUCACCUGAGAGUGAAUUUAAAAAGUCAGUUUUCGGCUUUGAUGCUGGGCCCCACAGAACGACUGGGCUUCCCGAAAGGAAGUGGCCGAUCCUAAAGAUUGAACUAAAACCAAAACAGAAAAAAACACCACCUUAUGAGCCUGUCACUGGCAAACCUACAGGCAGCAAGCCAAGCUUUUCAUCCUGGUUUCCAAGAGAUUCAGAGAUUGGAAAGCCUCGGUUUCCAGGCCUGGCAAUUUCGAAAUACCUCGCUGACAUUACACGACCCUUAAAUGGCAAAUACCAAACCAUCCAGCCAAAACCACAGCAAUUUGAAAGGCUUCAGCGUUUCUACAGUUCUCUCAAGCCCGUCGUUAACAGCUAUGUGGAAAGUCAUCCUAGACCGUCAGCCAGCCUUUCUGCUUCUAAGCAUGACAAUCCCUUUGAACCACACAGCAAUCUCCAAAAGAAAGCUGAGAUUGAUUCAAGUCCACAUCACCACCCGCUCGCUUAUGGCAGUUCAUCCUUUAAUUCUCCCAUGCUGGAAGUUAUUCCUGCAAAAAGGCCACAAACAUGGCAGACACCAAUUUCUUAUGCUUCUGAAGAUGUAGCUGCUCUGCACCGUCUGCCAAGUGGAUAUCAAGUGCAAAAGAAACUUCCUGAGCAAGACGAAGUGGGAAAAGAUUACUAUGUGAAACCCUUUGACCCUAAUGAAGGAGGUUUGGUCUCUGGGCAGACGAACCCGACCAGGAACGCUGCAGGAACAUCCUUCAAUGUACGACCCCCAUGUGAAUCUUCAUUCUCUUGGCUUGGCCAAGACGGGUCUUUUUCAGGCCUUCGCUACCCUGACCAAAAUGCAGAAUCUCAGCCUUGCAGUCAAGAACCUUGCAUCGACGGUGUUGGUAGAUGCGUUAAUGAACCUUAUAAAGGGAACACAAAUUUUCCACAAAGGGUUAGUUACUUGCCAAAGGCAGAGACAACUUCUAUUUCUAUUCCUUUCAGUACUUUUGAGCGCAUUUUUACUCGAUCAGGCUACCAGCCUGCUCAAAAUGGCUUUAGGCUUCAGCAAUACCCUGUUGGAUGAGAACAGGCUUGAAGGUGCAUGCGAGUCAUAACAAUACACUGCCAUUGGUGCUGUCAGGUCAUGAACAUGUUGAAGUUUGGCUUAAAUUGUGCAGUCUGUUCACGCCUUUUUCCUUCUGCUCAUUUAAAUAUUUAAUAAAAUGUGUUCUUCAAAAUGUGAACCGUUCCAGGUAUUAUCACUAAUCAGCUCCCACCAGCAACGUGGUCAUUGUUUGAAAGUCUGCUGAAUUGUAAUCUUGCAUGUUUUCACUAAUUUCUCAUCACAUGCUGAUGUGACCCUGGUUCAACAGGGAGUUUUUGCACAGCCCUGUCAACCUAAAGCAGUUGCACUUCAGGGCUCUGGUUUAGUAAAAUGCAUGUUUGAAACCCAAGACUUUUGCUGGCUUAAAAAUAAACCAGAGACUCUCCAAAGAAUGAUGCAGGCAAUGCAGGCUAACCGGAAGUGCAAGGAACAGGGUCUAAAAUUCCCCUUUCUCAAAUAAAAUUUGUUUUUG
Poeciliopsis prolifica (blackstripe livebearer) is the source of this 3029-nucleotide messenger RNA. RefSeq lists its product as uncharacterized. The record is from RefSeq and is a predicted model, not a curated record. Lineage: Eukaryota; Metazoa; Chordata; Actinopteri; Cyprinodontiformes; Poeciliidae. Bases 101 to 2536 code for a protein of 811 amino acids. The transcript is spliced from 4 exons.